Molecule: messenger RNA, 2027 nt
Organism: Boeremia exigua
Lineage: Eukaryota; Fungi; Ascomycota; Dothideomycetes; Pleosporales; Didymellaceae
Product: beta-1-3-glucanosyltransferase-like protein
Exons: 2
Coding region: 253-1920 (555 amino acids)
Biological process (GO): fungal-type cell wall (1->3)-beta-D-glucan biosynthetic process
Cellular component (GO): cytoplasm; fungal-type cell wall
Molecular function (GO): 1,3-beta-glucanosyltransferase activity
Source: RefSeq, a predicted model, not a curated record
CAAACACACACCAACCGCAUACGCCACCCCGGCGGGUUUGGUGUCAGCAGAGCCACGCAAUGAGCGUAUUGACAGAUAGUACCUGCAGCCUCCGCGCGGCCAACAAAACACGCGCGCGUACAAAGUCCCGGAACUUCCGGUUUUCUCCCUUGCUUCAUCCACUCCACAGCCAAGCUUUUUCAAGUACUAAGCUCGAGCUAUAAAGCUUUAUCCCUCGUUUGACAGCUUGCUCUCGCUCGUUAUCGUGGCAAAAUGAAGCUUGCGACCAGUUUCGCAGGCAUUGGUGCCGUCGCUGCUACACUGUUCGGCAGUGUUUCGGCGGCGAGCUAUGAUGACAUCCCAGACAUUGAGGUCUACGGACAACACUUCUUUUACACAAACAACGGCUCGCAAUUCUACAUGCGAGGUGUUGCAUACCAGCAGAACUACUCGCCCAAUGGCUCCACCAGCGCCAACACCACAUACACUGACCCAUUGGCGGACGGUGACGCUUGCAGGCGAGACAUCCCCUACUUGAAGCAGAUCUACACCAACAUCCUGCGCGUUUACGCUAUUGACCCGACGAAGAACCACGAUGAUUGCAUGGCGCAGCUGGCGUCGGCGGACAUCUACGUUAUAGCUGACUUGGGCGAGCCCGGCACAUCGAUCAGGUCGAACGAUCCCGAGUGGGACGUCACUCUGUAUCAGCGUUACACAGGUGUUGUCGAUGCGCUUUCCAAGUACAAGAACGUUGUUGGCUUCUUUGCUGGUAACGAGAAUGUCAGCGCUGGCAAUCAGACGGCAGCUGCAGCAUUUGUCAAGGCAGCUGUCCGCGACGUUAAGGGGUACAUCGCUGCACAAAACUAUCGUAGGACACUCGGUGUCGGCUAUGCGACAGCCGAUGUACCAACCCGCGAUGAACUGGCACACUACUUCGCCUGCGAGCCCGGCAAUUCCGGCAAUUCCACUCAGAUCGAUUACUGGGGUUAUAAUGUCUACUCUUGGUGCGGAGACAGCAACUAUGCAACCUCUUCGUACGGCGAGCGUGUCGAUUUCUUCUCCGACUACCCGGUCCCAGUCUUCUUCGCUGAGUACGGCUGCAUCGAGGGUCUCGAGUCGGAAGGUGGUGCGACACACCGUCCUUUCACCGAGGUGCAAGUCUUGUUCGGAAACAUGACGAGCGUCUUCUCCGGCGGUAUUGUCUAUGAGUGGUUUAUGGGCGCCAACAACUAUGGUCUCGUCGAGCUCACAGACAACGAUGCUUCUGUGUCUCCCUACCCCGAUUUCACCUCCCUGCAGUCUCAGCUCGCAUCCAUCAGCCCGACAAUCACCCAGCGCAGUGCCUACACUCCCGCCAACUCCGCACCUGCCUGCCCUACCGUCGAUGCCUCGUGGCAAGCUGAAGCCUCUCCUCUCCCUCCCAGCCCCAACAGCCAGCUCUGCUCUUGCAUGGUCGCCUCGCUGCAAUGCAACGUCAAGUCUACCGACGAGGAGUCCUAUGCCGACGUCUUCAAUUUCAUCUGCGGCGCCAACCAGGACUUCUGCACGGGCAUUACCCGCAACGCAACAACCGGGUCCUAUGGCGGCUACUCUGGUUGUGACCCCAAAGACCAGCUUGCCUGGGUCGCCAAUCAGUACUACCUCGGAAACGGCAGGAGCAGCUCUGCAUGUGCCUUCAGCGGCGUGGCGACUGUCCAGUCUGCUGCGACAGCCAGUACGUGCGCGAGCCUGCUCUCGGCUGUCGGCACAGCAGGCACUGGCAUUGCUGCUAGCCCGACUGGAAGGGGUACUGCGGGCGCCUCGGGUGCGGCGGCGAGCUCGACUUCCAAGGGUGUGGCGGCGGGCUUGCACGGGCCCAAAGCUGUCGAGCAUGGCGGACUGAUAAUGGGUCUCUGGACAGCUGUUGCGGCUGGUAGCUUGCUUGGUAUGCUUGCGUUGUAAACACAGGACGGACAUUAUGUGGCUAUGCGGUGUAUGUGCAGACUGUUAAAUGAAGUAAUGAGCGCAUUGGAAUUUUGAAUACUUCGGAAUCAUCUUUUCAAUGCUGA